Glossina fuscipes is the source of this 998-nucleotide messenger RNA. RefSeq names its product 27 kDa hemolymph glycoprotein. The record is from RefSeq and is a predicted model, not a curated record. The coding region runs from base 64 to 993 and encodes 309 amino acids. The transcript is spliced from 2 exons. NCBI's taxonomy places the organism in Eukaryota, Metazoa, Arthropoda, Insecta, Diptera, Glossinidae.
AAUUUCAAGUUGUUAGCACACUUAGUGUACUUUAAUCUGUGGUCGGUCUCGGUAAUAAUAAAUAUGUUGAAUAUAAAAUUAUGGAUUCCAAUAGCGAUGAUCAUAUCUGUGAUGCACCUGGGAAUAACACAAACUCACGCAUUUGAUGUCGCCAAGCAAUUGGACGGUCUAAGGAAGCAAUUUUUGCCCGUUGAAUAUCGUAACAUAAAUUUUACUGUAGAUGAACUUAAGCGCGUAUUUAGCGCCAAGUGCAAAAAAGUUGCGGGUUUAGAAAAUCCAACUUUAUACGAUGAAGUGGAAAGUAGCGCCACAACUGCGGUCGCUUGCCUUACAGGUCUCGUCAAUUUGACGGCUAUGCAAGAAGAAAUUAAUAUCGCUCGUCCUAUCGGUGAAUUGGAUACCGUUUUCUCUCAUUAUUGCGAAAAGGCACCUACAAUCGAACGUUGCUUGCAAAAUUUCAACGAGGUUAUACAGCCGUGCCUUAGUCCGGCAGAAAAAACUCAAAAUACGAUAAUGAUGCGUUUAGCUGCUGGUUUAAUGCAUUUCAUGUGCAUUCGCGGCGGUGAUCAUCUCGCCCUAUUCGUGGCCGAAGAUGGACCGGAAUGUUUCGAAGUUAAUAAGGAGGCCAUCUUGCAUUGCGCGAAUACAUCAUUUAGUGAAUUUCUAUCGAACACUACAACUAUCCCAGAUUUAUAUAAUUUACCAGAUUUGGUAUUACAACCUGAGCAUUGCUUAGAUUUGCAACGCUUUGAGACCUGCACCAUCCAUCAUUUGGAACAAUGUGAAGAGUAUACACCGGCCAAUGUAGCGGAAUCGGUUUUCCGUUUCAUUAAAAAUGAAACCAGUUGCAAGGAAUGGAUACAAAGUGAAACUACUCAACGUUCUAUAUUAAAGAAUACCAAAAGCUCAGCUCCUUCACAAAUGAUAGCCAAUCUUUUAUAUAUAUUUAUGACAUCCUUGGGAUUGAUUGUUUUAAUAGUAAUAAAAUUAUAGACUAA